UUUGGGAGAAAUCUAUACGACAGAUUGGAUUUGAGAGUGUUAUAGGUGCAGAUUUCGGGAAUGGCAUCCGGGUGUUUCUGCCAGACAUUGGCAUGUUCAUGGCAGGCCUGGGUAUCUGGCUGCUGUGCCAGAAUCUGCAAAAGAAGAGAACAGUGGAGGAAAUGGCACAGUACAACCAGGACUUUGAUUCAAAAGAACUGGAGGACAUCGACGAGAAGAGAAUCCUUGAUGAUGAAGAGGGUGACGAAAUGCUGUACGAUGAAGACUUCGAUGCUGAAGAUGAAGCGGAAGAUGAAGACGAUGGUCCGCUAGAUGAAGAACAAGAGGAGGAAGAAGAGGAGGAGGAGGAGGAGGAGGAGGUGAAGGAGAGCACUAAGAUGAAGGUCCUGCGCAUAGUUGCGGGAGUGGCUUCGAAAGUGAAAGAUAUCAUUGGUAAUCUUAUCACUACAGCAGGGAAGGUGGUGGUGACUAUACUGCUGGGUCUGACAGGCAUGAUGUUGCCCUCUCUGACCUCAGCCGUUUACUUCUUCAUCUUCCUUGCUCUGUGCACAUGGUGGUCCUUCUGCCAGACCUUUGACACACUCCUCUUCAGUUGCCUGUGUGUGUUGAUUGCCAUCUUUUCUGCUGGUCACCUCAUCGUUCUCUACCUCUACCAGUUUCAGUUCCUCCAGGACAGCAUCCCACCUGACGACAGCUACAUCAGAUUGUUUGGCAUUUCUCCUAUAAUCAGGACAGACUGCUCAUCUACAUGGAAGCUAAUUGUCUAUCCUGGUCUCAGUUGGCAUCAUUUUGUCAAUCCCAUCAUGCUCCUGGUGCUAUACUACACCCUGGCCACACUGAUUCGCCUUUGGCUGCAAGAUCCAAUGCUCACGGUUAAGGAGAAUGAGGAAAAGGAGGUGAUUGAAGAAAAUGAGCCUCCCACAGCAGAAAAAAGGAGGCAACUAUGGUGGACUACACGAAAGAAGACUGAAGAAAAGAAUGCAGUGUUGGUGAACUCCAACGGGACGUCUUUUGGUUAUGUCCCCACCCUAAAUGCAGAGAAUGGACCAGUUAGCUUGGACCUCUUCUCCAUCCCUAAGUAUAAGGUGGACCAAUCCAAUAAUAUUGAGGAUCAAAAGGACGGAGAGGUGUAUGAGGUGGUGGAGAUGCCGCCGGAAGAGGAAGAGGACUUAAAAGAUGGCGAUGAGGAUGAGCAGAGCGCGGUUCCCGCUGGCCUUGUCAAAGUCUUUCGUUUCAUUAUGAAGCAGAGUUACGUCUGCGCUCUCAUCGCCAUGAUGGCCUGGAGCAUUACUUAUGUGAGCUGGCUGACAUUUGUCUUCCUCAUGUGGUCUUGCACUUUGUGGAUGGUGCGAGACAGGAGAAAGUAUGCCAUGCUCACUUCACCCUUUAUGGUGGCUUAUGGAAACCUAGUAAUUGUGCUGCAGUACAUCUGGAGCUUUGAGUCCCUGAGUUCUGUCCCCGGCCUGUUCCUCAAGCCUGUUGAUCCCUUCACUGAACUCUGCUCCAAGGUGCUGUUCUUGCUGAGCUUCUGGUUGCUUUUGCAUCAGACACUGACUGAACGUCAGGACAAACUAAAAGAGGAAGCAACGCUUUCUGAAGUUUCAGUCGACUCAGAGAAAAAGGAGGUAGAGAAGCCAGAGGAAGAGGACGGUGGUGAGAAUGACCUGAUGCAGAUGAUAGGAAAACUGGUCAUGGCCAUGCUGGUGAAGUACUGGAUCUACGUUUGUGGUGGCAUGUUCUUCUUUGUGAGCUUCGAGGGACGCAUCGUCAUGUACAAGAUCAUCUACAUGAUGCUGUUCCUCUUCUGUGUGGCCCUUUAUCAGGUGCACUAUGAGUACUGGAGAAGGAUUUUAAAAUAUUUCUGGAUGUCAGUGGUGGUGUACACCAUGUUGGUACUGACCCUCAUCUACACGUGCCAGUUUGACAACUCCAUCAACGUCUGGUCCGACAUGACAGGCAUGAAUGAGGAAAAACUGAAGGAUCUGGGUCUGGAGAGGUUUUCUGUAGGUAUCCUCUUCACACGCAUCUUCAUCCCUACUUCCUUUCUACUAGUCUGCAUCCUUCAUCUGCAUUACUUCCAUGAGCGCUUUCUUGAGCUCACUGACCUCAAGGCUGUGGCUGCCAAACAGGACAAUGCCAUCUACAGACUCGCCCAUCCAGAUGGGAGCUUGGCAGAUCUCACAAUGAUGAGCUCUUCUCCUGAUUCGUUGGUGGACAAGGAGAAAGAGAUGUUGGUGGUGGAGAGCAUAGCGGAGGAGAAAAAAAAGGAGGAGGACUCCAUCCAUGGUGAGAGUCAACACUGCAGUGUGACUACAGAUCCAGAAAUGCCAUCAGAAGAGAGCUCAGAUCUGAAAAAUAAGUGGCACCUGGUGAUGGACCGUCUAACUGUGCUGUUCCUGAAGUUUCUGGAGUACUUCCAUAAACUGCAGCUUUUCAUCUGGUGGCUUCUAGAGAUCCAUGUCAUCAAGAUAGUGUCUUCAUACAUCAUCCUGGUGUCUGUUACUGAGGUGUCUCUGAUGAACUGGGUGUUCCUGGCUUCAUGGGCCUUCGCUCUUCCCUAUGGCCAGUUCCGAAAUUUGUCCUCCAGCAUCUGCACUGUAUGGACUUGUGUUAUCAUCAUCUGCAAAAUGUUGUACCAGCUAGAGUCAAUAACCCCAGAAACAUACUCAAGUAAUUGUACAAUGCCUAUAAAUUACACACAAGAUCAGCGGAAGUACAUGGAGAGCUCUUUGCUGUACGAGAAGCCAGUGGACCCUGCAAACUGGGUUGGACUGGUGAAGUUCCAGUCUCUUUUGCCAAAUCUACGGAAUAAUUUGCUGAUGUUGGCGAUCUUGGCAUUUGAGGUAACCAUCUACAGGCAUCAGGAGUUUUUCCGGCUACGGAACAAGCUCUCUCCUCCUCCUUUUAGAACAAUUUUCCAUGAAAUUACUCGUCAACACCUUGAUAACGGCAUCAUCAGCUGUGCCAAAUACUUCAUCAACUACUUCUUCUACAAGUUUGGGGUAGAGGUAUGUUUCCUUUUGGCGGUGAAUGUUAUUGGCCAGCGCAUGGACUUCUACUCUAUGCUGCAUGCCUUUGCUCUGGCAGCAGUGAUGUACCGGCGCAGGAGAAAGGCCAUUGCUGAGAUCUGGCCUAAAUAUUGCUGUUUCCUGGCCUGCAUGAUCACCUUUCAGUAUUUUGUCUGUAUAGGCAUCCCUCCAGCAGCAUGUAAAGACUACCCUUGGAGAUUCCCUAACUCUUCAGCAGAUUCCAAUGUCAUUAAGUGGCUCUACCUGCCUGAUUUUCGCACAAAACCAAACCCCAAGUUCCUCAUCUAUGACUUUAUGUUGCUGCUGAGUGCGUCGUUGCAGCGACAGGUGUUUGAUGAGGAGAAUAAAGCAGCAGUCCGUCUGAUGGCUGGAGAAAACGUAGAGAUCUGCCGAGAUCUGGAUGCUGCCUCGUUUAGCGUACACAACCCCGUCCCAGACUUUAUACACUGCAGGUCAUAUUUGGACAUGCUGAAGGUGAUCAUUUUCAGCUACCUGUUCUGGUUUGUCUUGACCAUCAUCUUCAUCACGGGUACAACACGCAUCAGUAUUUUCUGCAUGGGCUACCUGGUGGCGUGUUUCUACUUCCUGCUGUUCGGCGGGGAGCUGCUGCUCAAACCCAUCAAAAAGAUCUUGCACUUCUGGGACUUCCUGAUAGCCUACAAUGUCUUCGUUAUCACCAUGAAGAACGUCUUCUCUAUUCUUGCCUGUGGCUACAUCAACAAGUUGAAGGUGAACUGCUGCUGGCUGAUCCAGCUGCUGAGUCUGGCCUGCACCAUCAAUGACUAUGAGGACCUGCCAGUCUCUAGUGCUGUCUGUGACUUGCCUAAGGAUGAAGCAGGAAUCAUCUGGGACAGCAUCUGUUUCAGCUUCCUGUUGCUACAGAGACGUGUCUUCAUGAGCUACUACUUCCUGCAUGUUGUAGCUGAUAUACGCGCUGGACAGAUUCUGGCUUCUAGAGGAGCAGAGCUGUUCCAAGCAUCUAUAGUAAAGGCAGUGAGAGCUCGACUGGAGGAGGAGAAUAAAUCUAUGGAGCAGCUCAAGAGACAGAUGGACCACAUUAAGACCCGGCAGCAGAAGUUUAAGAAGGGGAAGGAAAAGAUGCUGAGUCUGACCCAGGAGUCUAUAGACAACCAGACCUUAAUUCCACCUGAUGCUGGUGAAGACGAUGAUGACGAUGGAGCAGAGAAAGAGAAAGCCAAGGCCAAAAAAAAGCAGUGGUGGAGGCCUUGGGUUGACCAUGCUUCCAUGGUGAGGAGUGGUGAUUAUUACCUGUUUGAGACUGACAGCGAAGAGGAGGAGGAGGAAGAAGAGAAAAAAGAUGAUGAACCUCCCAAGAAAUCAGCAUUCCAGCGAGCAAUCGGAAAGUUUGCCUCUGCCGUCGUGGCUUUGCCCAGGUCUAUACUAAAACUGCCCAAAACUAUCCUUCAAUAUCUUAUCAGGGCAGGCAAGUUUGUGUAUCAGGCAUGGGUCACAGACUCCAAAACAGCUCUUAAGGAGCGGGUUAAGGCGCGGCGCCAUUUCUGGAAAAGAUACGGAAGAGGGCGUAAACAAAAGAAAGACAAGGAGGAAGGUCAGGUUGCAAUUGAAAUAGGAGAUGAUGAACAACAGAGCUCAGAAGAGGAGAAGAAGGAAGGACCAGACAACAUUAUUAAAAGGGUUUUCAACAUCAUCAAGUUUACCUGGGUGCUGUUCCUGACCACUCUGGAGAGCCUGACUGUGUGGAUCAACAGCAUCUGUAAAGAAUACAUCGACAUUUCCACCGUACUGCGCAUUGAACGCUGUAUGCUUACCAGAGAGGUCAAAAAGGGCAAUGUUCCAUCACGAGAGAGCAUUCACGUGUACUACCAGAAGCAGAUGCGUCUGAACGUUUCACGUGAGUCCGGAUUAGAUCGGAUCAGCGAGGAAGACUCGGUCUCGUUCUCUCAGAAACCCAGACGCAGACGCAGAGGAUAUACGUUAGAGAGUCAGGACUCUGUGGCAUCCCGAGACAGCAUGUCCAGUGCAUACACAGAGGCCACCAUGCUCUUCUCCCGCCAGUCCACGCUGGACGAUCUAGACGAUGUUCCUCAACAUGUGCCCAAAACCAGCGAACGUGCUCGGCCCAAGCUACGCAAAAUGUACAGCAUGGACAUGUCCAACUCCUCUGCAGAAAGUGGCAGCAGCAACAUCUCCAGCGAGGCCACUCAGUGCGUCACAUUAUUUUCACGGCAAGGUACCAACGACACCAUUGACGAGGUGGAGGACGAGCAAGACCAAAUACAUCACCAUAAAGAAACAACUGAACAGGUUGAGAAAGCUGAGACAGGCACCUGGAGCUCAGUUGAGCCUGAAUCGGAGCAGGAACAUGGAGAACAAAUGGAGCUUGAAGAAGAAAACCCCGAAGAAAGCGAAUGGACAAGUGAAGAUCUGGAAGAUGAGGAGCAGGACAGGCUGGAGGAUGAUUGUGAAUCUCAAAGCCCCAGAAGGGAGGAGGUUGAAUCUUCAGAACCAGAGCUUGUGCCAGCAGAGAGGGAAUGUGGGCAGCUUUUCACCCCAGAUAUAGAUGUCCCUACCACGUCAGAUGCAGAUGUCCCACCCAGCUAUAGCAAAGCAGUAAGCUUCGAUCGCCUCUCAGUUGACUCACAGGAGAGUGAUGAAGAAAAGCAGCUCAUGCUGAUGACCUCAGACAGCAGAUCAGACUUGCUGUCAGACGAUGGACUGCUGCCUUCACAAACCACCGAGCUCACGGCUAGCGAGCUGCUGCUCAACAAAAUGUUUUAUGACGAGGAGCUGGAUGGCUCUGAGCGCUUCUACAAGUCCCAGCCGCUGGGCCUGCUGCUAUGUUAUGCCCUGUACAACCUAUUAGUGGCUCACUCAGAGAUGGUUUGCUACCUGGUCAUCAUCCUCAACCACAUGAUUUCGGCCUCCAUGGCCACACUGGUGCUACCCAUCCUCAUCUUCCUGUGGGCCAUGCUGUCGGUUCCCCGGCCCAGCAAACGCUUCUGGAUGACUGCCAUCAUUUACACCGAGGUUACCAUCGUCAUCAAAUACUUUUUCCAGUUCAGCUUUUUCCCCUUCAACCAGAACCUGGAAGUGGACAAAAAAAAGCCGUAUCACCCGCCUAACAUCAUUGGCGUGGAGAAAAAAGACGGUUACGUCCACUACGAUCUCAUUCAGCUGCUUGCCCUCUUCUUCCAUCGCUCAAUCCUCAAGUGCCAUGGUCUAUGGGACGAGGAUGACCCCAAAGAGACAAAAAAAGACACCUCUCAACAUCGUGACGAGUCUGAGGAUGAAGACAAAAUGGCAGUGGUGGUUCCAGCAGAGACAAAAAAGAAGAGCUCACCCCCUCGCUCUAUGAAAUUCAACUUGGGAAGUUCGACAGAUUUUGAACAAGCCCAACAAGUGCAAAUGCGCCAACCUGAACAGCGGACAUACCAGCGGCGCAAAAGCUCCAGCGGAGGCUCGUACAUCUCACGGCAUUCGUCCCAACGCUCCAAGAGAGGCAGCACAAGCACGAGGAACAGCAGCCAAAGAGAAAGCAGCGAGGCUGGAGUAGAACCCAAGAGCCGCAAGGAGCUCAUCAUGGAGAAGGCCCGAGAGCAGCUCAUCAAAGCCAAGGUCUUUCUCCUCAAAAAAGGAAGAGAGAUCUAUCUCCCUAUUCGUCAGUUCUUCUAUAACCUCAUUCAUCCUGAGUACAGUGCAGUGACCGACGUCUACGUCCUAAUGUUCCUGGCAGACACAGUUGACUUCAUCAUUAUCGUCUUCGGCUUCUGGGCUUUUGGGAAACACCAGGGAGGAGCAGACAUCACAUCCUCGCUGUCGGAAGAUCAGGUCCCAGGUCCGUUCCUGGUGAUGGUGUUGAUCCAGUUCGGCACCAUGGUCGUAGACCGAGCGUUGUACCUGCGUAAAACCGUCAUGGGCAAAGUGAUUUUCCAGGUCAUCCUGGUGUUCGGUAUCCACUUCUGGAUGUUUUUCAUCCUUCCAGGAAUAACGGAAAGGCGUUUCAGCCAGAACACAGUGGCCCAGUUGUGGUACUUCGUGAAGUGCAUUUACUUCGGUCUGUCAGCCUAUCAGAUCCGCUGCGGUUACCCCACCCGAGUGCUGGGCAACUUUCUGACCAAGAGCUACAACUACGUCAACCUCUUUCUCUUUCAAGGGUUUCGUUUGAUCCCGUUUCUGACCGAGCUGCGUGCCGUGAUGGACUGGGUAUGGACGGACACGACGCUCAGCUUGUCCAGCUGGAUCUGUGUGGAGGACAUUUACGCACACAUCUUUGUGCUCAAGUGCUGGAGGGAGUCUGAAAAGCGUUACCCUCAGCCUCGGGGUCAGAAGAAGAAGAAGGUGGUGAAGUACGGAAUGGGUGGCAUGAUCGUUAUGCUGCUCAUCUGCAUUGUCUGGUUCCCUCUGCUCUUCAUGUCUCUGGUCAAAUCAGUAGCAGGCGUCGUCAACGCACCUCUGGACGUCUCUGUUAGCCUCACACUCGGAGGCUUCGAGCCAAUCUUCACAAUGAGCGCUCAACAGAAGAACCUGAUAAGCAUUACUCCGAAAGACUUCGAGGCCUUCACUAAAGCCUACGGGCACGAUUCAAAGGCGUUGCAGUUUCUCGAAGCCUAUGUCUAUCAGGAUCUCACCAUAGCUCACCUAGAGGGAAGCUCCAACUCGCUGUGGACCAUCAGCCCACCAAGUCGGGAAAACCUGAUCAAAAUAUUGGGCCAGACCAUUCCUUUCCAUUUAACCAUUGCCUGGUCUAUACAGAGGAACCUCACUUUAGGAGCGAAAGCAGAGACUGCAGCAGGCAAACACGUCAUCACCCUCGAGGAUGACACCAAAGAAAACCUCGUGAAACUGUUAAAUAAUGAAACAUCGUCUGUGCUGAUCAAAAGCAUUUUUCCGAGAUACCUGCGGGCGCCCAGUGACUCCAAUGCGAAACCCAUCGAUCAGCUGACUAAAGGUCCAGAUUUUGAAAACAUCACUCUGACUCUUGGACGUGGGAACAGCACUGCAAUAAACGUUCAGGAGUGGUGGAUUGUGAACCAGACCAAGCUUGGCAAAAUCAAGACAAACAUAUCAAAAGUGGACGGAAUAAAUGCUGGACUGAAUUUCUAUAUCUUCAGUGAUCAGGUCAGCCCUCCUAGUCUGGGCUUUCUGGCUGGAUAUGGCAUCAUGGGUCUGUACAUGUCCGUGGUGCUGGUGAUUGGCAAGUUUGUGCGCGAGUUCUUUAGCGGGAUCUCGCACACCAUCAUGUUCGAGGAACUGCCCAAUGUGGACCGCAUCCUUAAACUCUGCACUGACAUCUUCCUCGUCCGAGAAACAGGAGAGCUGGACCUGGAGGAAGACCUCUACUCCAAGCUCAUCUUCCUUUACCGCUCUCCAGAGACCAUGAUCAAAUGGACAAGGGAGAAGAACAAGUGAGGAGGAUGAGUAAAAAGUCAUGGACGAGGACACUCAGUGCAUGAGGAGUUCCCAAUCGACACGGAGAAGCACAAGGCUGGGGUUUUAACGGCUGGAUGACAUGCUGAAAUAGGCAACUAGCUGCAAUUUGCAGUUCUUGAUCUCUCACAUAUACAGUACUUUAUCAGGCGUAGUGUUGGAGAGAUCACUGAUCUGUAGCUAAUUGUACAGUUUUAAGGGCUUUAACAGACAUGACUACUAACCAUCAUGUGUCACCGCAAAAGCAACCCUUCACAGCUGGGAGUGCAUGAGCCCAGAGGGCUGUCCAUCAUGUUGACUGACAGGCCGGUCGUCAAAUCCCUGCGUGAUUAAGAUCAGAGUCUGAGGACUUGAGUUGAUUUCCAACAGACCUUAUUACCAAGUGCUUUAUUUUCUGAGCGGCAAGAGGCAAAGACUUCUGGUUUUGCAGAAGGCUGAAGCGACACACAACAGCAAUCACCCGACAAUCUACACUUGCCUUAUUAAGUUUGUACAAAUAAUUGCAUUUUCAUUCAUUCAAUGUCUUUUCUCAGGAACACAAACCGGUCAUUUCAUCUUGAGAUGUCCUCUUUUGCAUUGCGUAUUAAAGCGUCGGACUGGACAAUAAUUUUAUCUUGUGCUAAUCUGCGAAAUAGAGCACUCUUUAUUGGCGCAAGGGGAAGACGGGAAGGGAAGAAAGACGCAGUAAAAAACGAUUAUGUGAUGCUGAUUAAUGAUUAUAUGUCGUUGGUCGAUGGCUAUGGAGCAUGAAUUUUUUUUAUGAUGUGCAAGUCUUGGGAGAUAUCAUGUUUGUCAGAAAGAUAUAGGCAUAUAUGUGAAGAUAAAGAUAAUGAAUCAUUGCUUGUAUGAAAGACUUAAAGCAAUGCGAAAAUGGAUGCUUUAUUUAAAAAAAAAAAAAGGAGGGGGGUAUACUGGGCUGAUUUGUACAUACAGUAUAUCAGUGGGAGUGUGUAUUUAAGCACAGGAAAGGGCUGUCUGCUUUUUUUUUUUUUUUAUUACAUUUUUUUAAUUAUUUUUUUUCCCCCCCAAGAGGCAGCACUAUGCAGUUUACACUUUUCAAGUGUUCUUCUAAGUACGAUCUCCUUGUCCCGGUGUUCCUGCCACACACCCGGACGCACUAGAAGAACACUGUGGAGAAGAGCAUUAACGAAACCUAAACACCUUCCUCACGUUUCCAAACUAUGCAUUAUUUAAAGCCAUUGUAGCAUGAGAGAAUAAUUACUAUUUAAACAUGAGGUGUUUUCAUUACAUCACAUGUACAUAUGCUUUUACAGGGACAAAGAAAUGUGAAGCUUUAUUAGGUUUGCUGUGUAGCAGAAUGUCAGGAUGGAAAAGAAGAGCUUAAGUAAAGCGAUGACCUUCAAAUAAAGCACAUAU
This is a messenger RNA of Tachysurus vachellii, 9815 nucleotides long. Its product is annotated as piezo-type mechanosensitive ion channel component 2. The coding region runs from base 93 to 8420 and encodes 2775 amino acids. The transcript is spliced from 50 exons. NCBI's taxonomy places the organism in Eukaryota, Metazoa, Chordata, Actinopteri, Siluriformes, Bagridae. The record is from RefSeq and is a predicted model, not a curated record.